GUAUAAAAAGCUGCUGGUCUCUUUCAGCUGAGUUUAGAAAGUCAACAUUGACGUUUCAUCACAUUAAAGUUUGUUGCCUGUCGACAUCUUGAACAACAACAUGUUCCAACGGUGUGUCAUGUUGCUGCUUGUUGCUCUUGCUGCUGUUUCCCUCGCAGCUCCAGUCAAAGAUGGAACAACAACUGAUGAUCGAACUGCAGCACUGCUAGAACACCUCAAUGCGACUCCAGCUGAACUUGUGACUGCAAAGCCAGAUCCCGCUGACAGCAACUCUGUUGAACAAACUGAAGCCCCCCCAGAAUCAGAUGAGGUUAUUGCAUCAGAUACUUCUAACAGCACAGAUUCUAAAGAACAGGCUCAAGAAGCUGAAAGUGCAGACUCUGGUGAAGUGACUCAAGAAACUGACAGUACUGAUUCUGAAGAACAGACUCAAGAAACUGACAGUACUGAUUCUGAAGAACAGACUCAAGAAACUGACAGUACUGAUUCUGAAGAACAGACUCAAGAUUCAACUGAGACCUCAGAAGAACCUAUAGGAUCUGACGAACUUAAAGAACAAGAUACUGAGGUCAUUGAGGAUAACAACGACAGCAAUCUAGACAACAAUGACUACGAAGCUGAAACAGAGUCUGAGGGAGAGCCCGAGACAGAGCCCGAGACAGAGGCCGAGGACAAGUCCGAGGACGAGUCCAAGGACAAGUCCGAGGACGAGUCCAAGGACAAGUCCGAGGACGAGUCCAAGGACGAGUCGGAGGACGAGUCCAAGGACCAGUCUGAGGACGAGUCUAUGAAUGACGCUGGGGUUCAAGCAGACAGUGAAGUGGAGGAGGGGGAGGACCUACUUAGUGAGGAGCCAGAGGACCAGUCAGAGGAGCUAGAAGGAGCUGAGGUGACCCCUGAGGAGGAAAGUAAUGGAGAUGACAGCAUCAGUGAGGAAACCACAGAACCAACAAGUGAUGAUGACAGCGAGAUGAAUCUAACUGACAGUGAUGGUGAACCAAAGUCCGACAACGAUAACACCAAUGAUGAGAAAGAGAUCCAAGAUGCCGAUCAAUCUGAAUCUACUGAAGGAACACCUGCUGACCAACCCGAGCAACCACAGGAACCGGAGGACCAGACCGACGACCAGACCAACCAGUCCGCCACCACAAAGGCCAUGAAUUAGAUGCUUGGCCUCUGAACUGUGGAAGCUCAGCGCCUGCAGAGCCAACCCCACAGUGGAAUACAGUUGCCAUGACAACAGCAGCAAGCUAACUUUCCACUAAACUUCAGCGUUCAGCUUCCUGUUUCCUGUCUCCUCAGCUCAUUCCUGAUUGGUUGUCCCCACGGUGCUUUAGUUUUCCACCACUGGACUAUCUGUGUGUCUAUCUGUCCCACUCUCUUCCUGCCUGUCUAUCUGCCUUCAGUCUGUUUCAGAAACUGGUCUGAGGUCUGCUCUGUGUUCAUACACUGAUUAUUGAUCUGUGAUCAUAAAAUGAUUAUUGAUCUGUGUUCAUACACUGAUUAUUGAUCUGUGAUCAUACAGUCAUCGUUUACUGUCCACAGAGGAACUGCUAAUAAAGUUUGAACUGUCAAAAACUU
Larimichthys crocea (large yellow croaker) is the source of this 1581-nucleotide messenger RNA. It is a transcript of the gene stm, whose product is annotated as starmaker. The transcript has 17 exons. Bases 101 to 1165 code for a protein of 354 amino acids. NCBI's taxonomy places the organism in Eukaryota, Metazoa, Chordata, Actinopteri, Sciaenidae. The record is from RefSeq and is a predicted model, not a curated record.